Messenger RNA from Punica granatum (pomegranate), 1708 nucleotides. Lineage: Eukaryota; Viridiplantae; Streptophyta; Magnoliopsida; Myrtales; Lythraceae. The record is from RefSeq and is a predicted model, not a curated record.
CAGCCGAACUCAACACAAUGAGACGUGAAACACAAUCUAUAGUGCCACUGCACUGAAAUUUGAUGCCAUAACUCGAUGCCAUUAUGGAGGUUUUGACGUUGUUGGAACUGUACAGUGUUAUUAAACUUCUCAUGAGCCUAAGCCCUCUCUCUCUCUCUCUCUCUCUCUCUCUCUCCAUCCAUCUCUCCGGCCUCUUCCAUUUAUUAUUUAAGUUCAUCUCCCCUCCUUUCGCAUCUAAAUUUCAUCAUUUAGCCACAUUACACCAUUUGCCAUCAUCUCUCCCUCUCUCCCCCCUCUACUCAGCUUCUCAAGGACGAAGAAGACCCAUCAACCAAAGAGAUGAGAGACUUCUUGAAGCAUGGCUGCUGGUGCUGCUUCUGCUUAUUAGCGGUGGCUCUGCUCGUUGAGGUCCCACACUCCGUUCCAGGGGUCCAGGGACAGCCUCUGGUACCGGCGCUAUGCAUAUUCGGGGACUCUGUCGUGGAUGUGGGCAACAACAACCGCCUCCUCACACUCGUCAAGGCCAACUUCCCUCCGUACGGCCGGGACUUCGUUACGCACCAACCCACCGGCCGCUUCUGCAACGGCAAGCUCGCUACGGACUUCACUGCUGAGUUCCUGGGGUUUACCUCGUACCAACCGGCUUACCUGAGCCAAGAUGCCACCGGGAAGAACCUACUGAUCGGAGCCAACUUCGCCUCGGGCGCUUCUGGGUUUUAUGAUGGCACUGCUCAGACAUAUGGAGCAAUCUCAUUGCCGCAGCAGCUCAACAACUACAAGGAGUGGCAGGGCAAGGUGGCGAGCAUAGUGGGGAGGAAGAAGGCUAAUGCCACCUUCUCAGGCGCGAUCCACCUCCUGAGCGCCGGCAGCAGUGACUUCAUUCAGAACUACUACGUCAACCCCCUCCUAAACCGAGCCUACUCCGUCGAUCAGUUCUCCGACACUCUCCUCCGAUCUUACUCUAAUUUCAUCCUAAAUUUGUAUGGACUCGGAGCAAGGAAGGUCGGGGUGACAAGUCUGCCUCCACUGGGAUGUCUGCCUGCAGCAAUCACACUCUUUGGGUUGGGAAGCAAUCAGUGCAUCGCAAGAUUAAAUCAAGACGCGGUCUCGUUCAAUAAUAAGCUCAACAGCAUAUCUCAGAGCUUAAAGGCUAAGCUAUCCGGUCUCAAACUUGUCAUCUUCGAUAUAUACCAGCCUCUUCUCGAUAUGGUCACAAAACCUGCUGAUAACGGUUUCUUUGAGUCGAGGAGAGCUUGUUGUGGAACCGGGACCAUAGAAACAUCAUUGCUUUGCAACUCAGCAUCUAUAGGGACGUGCUCAAAUGCUACAGGAUAUGUCUUUUGGGAUGGCUUUCACCCUUCCGAAGCAGCUAACAUGGUCUUGGCAGGAGAUCUACUGGGGCAGGGGUUUGACCUUAUAUCUUAGCUAUCCCUGUGGUAGCUGAAGUAGUUUCUUGGGUUCGAGUACGUCCUAUCUGUAUGAUGUCUUAUGAGUACAUGAAUGUUCCGGUUCUAUUGCAAGAGUUUAUUCAUGAUGGAAUGAGCGAUAGAUACGAAGAGGGAACGGAGUGCUAAUCUCCUACAAUAGAAUAGAAGCUUCUCUAAGCCAUCCUAUCUAUGUAAGAUGAUUAAUACUGUCUCAGUUAUUUACUCAGAUUACUGAUCAUUCAGUCCAAAGAAUAUAUUCUUAUGAUCAGACUACUAUAUCA